This is a messenger RNA of Brugia malayi, 387 nucleotides long. RefSeq lists its product as uncharacterized. Lineage: Eukaryota; Metazoa; Nematoda; Chromadorea; Rhabditida; Onchocercidae. Bases 1 to 387 code for a protein of 128 amino acids. Gene Ontology annotation, biological process: protein import into nucleus. The transcript is spliced from 2 exons. The record is from RefSeq and is a predicted model, not a curated record. Gene Ontology annotation, cellular component: nuclear pore central transport channel.
AUGUCAAAAUUGGCAGUAGAAGAUGAGACGGCGUGUACAGCAGCAAAGAAAUUCACGGACUUAUUUUACGAUGCCGUUGAUCGAAAACGAAAUAAGAUGAAUUUCUUGUACACUGAUGGAGCCAUGCUUGUUUGGAAUGGUAACGCCUUACGGGGAGUGGAAAUUAUCGCCAAGUUCUAUGAUAGCUUGCCGAAUUCUACCCACACGUUGGAAUCACUAGAUUGCCAAUAUAUCGAUAGUUCUGAUCAAGCGCGUCCGUUGGUGGUCCUUGCAGUUGGGAAAGUUGUUCUUGGUCAAAUGACACAUGCUUUUACGCAAACACUAGUUUUGACAUUAGAGGAUGAAAAAUAUAAAAUAUUGAGCGACCGAUUCCGCUUCGUUGAUUGA